AUGGCGCCUUAUAGGACCAAAGCAAUCAAUGCCAGAGCAGAGAACGUUCCAUAUUUCACACCUGCUCAAAAUCCUCCAUCCGGAACAGCAGUAAGCUCUUCAUUGAAGGCUCAAAUCAUCCCAAAACUUUUUCAACCAUUGACCAUUAGAGGCGUAACUUUCCAAAAUAGAAUAUGGGUUUCGCCAUUAUGUCAAUACUCGGCUGAAAAUGGGAAAGUAACACCAUGGCACAUGUCCCAAAUCGGUGGCUGGGUCACGCGUGGUCCUGGUCUUACUAUGGUAGAAGGAACUGCUGUUUCAAAAAACGGGCGGAUCGAUCCUAAUGGAGUAGGCCUUUGGAAUGAGGAGCAGCUUGAAGCGUUGAAAGCGAUUGUAGAAUUCACACAUUCCCAGGCACGUAAAGAUCUCCAGUAUCCAACUCUGCUUGAACGUGUCAAAUUUAUGAUCCCACUUCCCCAAUGCAUCUCUUUUCCGACCGUUCCUUAUUUUAGGCAAUUGCUGAUACUCCAACGUUCAAUAGAGCCAACACAUCGGUAUUCAGCUCAUGCAUGCAGGCCGAAAAGCUUCCACGGUUGCACCAUGGCUGGGAAUGGGAAUGCAACCGAAGAGACAGGUGGUUGGCCUGAUGAUAUUAUCGGACCAAGUCCAGUGCCCUACAGUGAAGGCUCUUUCAUGCCUAAAGAAAUGACGCUCUCCGAUAUUGCAGAUUUCAGAAAGUCUUGGGUAAGCUCUGUUGAGCGUGCCUUACGAGCCGGGUUUGAUGUCAUUGAGAUCCAUGCGGCUCAUGGAUUUCUUUUUCAUCAAUUUCUAAGCCCUGUCAGUAACAAGAGAACAGACGAGUAUGGUGGCAGUUUUGAAAAUCGCAUCCGUUUGCUUCUCGAAGUAAUUCAGGAUACUCGGCUUACGAUACCCGAGACAAUGCCUUUGUUCUUACGAAUCAGUGCAACAGAUUGGUUAGAGGAGACUGGAAUUGAUGGUUGGACUCUUGAAGAUAGCGCGCAAUUAGCAGUAAAAGCUGCAAGCUUUGGCGUAGAUUUUAUUGAUGUAUCUUCUGGUGGCUCCCAUCCAGGACAGAUCAUCAAAGUCGGCCCCGGGUACCAAGCUGGCUUUUCAAAAUACAUUAAGAGUGCUGUUAAGGACAAAGCCUUUGUCGGUGCUGUUGGUAGCAUCACAAACGGCGUGCAAGCUAAUGGACUUCUUGAAGAGGGCCUCGACGCCAUCUUCAGUGGAAGAAUGUUUCAGAAAAAAUCCUGGUCUGAGACUACUAACCUAAGCGUAGGAUUAUUGUACAUGCUGCAAGACAAAUACAAUGGGUUUCAAGAAAUUCCCAACCCACUCCAUAGCCUGAAAGUUCUAGCGAAUAGUGCAUGA
This is a messenger RNA of Botrytis sinoallii, 1371 nucleotides long. RefSeq lists its product as uncharacterized. The coding region runs from base 1 to 1371 and encodes 456 amino acids. Gene Ontology annotation, cellular component: intracellular anatomical structure. Lineage: Eukaryota; Fungi; Ascomycota; Leotiomycetes; Helotiales; Sclerotiniaceae. The transcript is spliced from 4 exons. Gene Ontology annotation, molecular function: NADPH dehydrogenase activity; FMN binding; NADP binding. The record is from RefSeq and is a predicted model, not a curated record.